AGCAUCUUCCCUCCUAAUCCCCGGCUAGCUAAUUCAUCUCUCUUCCUCAAGACUUUCUCCUUAUUUGCUACUGGGAUCCGAUCCUCUGCCGGUUUCCGAGAAAGAUGGGCAGUGAGGCGGAGGAGAGGACGGUUGUCGGGUGGGCGGCGAGGGACGCCGACGGCCACCUCUCCCCUUACACCUAUGCUUUGAGGAAGACUGGCCCGGAAGAUGUGGUGGUGAAGGUUUUGUAUUGUGGGGUUUGCCACACGGACAUCCACCAAGCCAAGAAUCACCUCGGCAUGUCGAAGUACCCUAUGGUCACUGGUCAUGAGGUAGUUGGCGAGGUGGAGGAGGUGGGAGGCGAGGUGACCAAGUACCGCGCCGGCGACGUCGUCGGCGUCGGCCUCGUCGUCGGGUGCUGCCGCCAAUGCCACCCUUGCAAGUCCAGCAACGAGCAGUACUGCAACAAGAAGAUAUGGUCGUACAACGACGUCUACACCGACGGCAAGCCCACGCACGGCGGCUUCUCCUCCGCCAUGGUCGUCGACCAGAAGUUCGUGGUGAAGAUACCGGCGGGACUGGCACCGGAGCAGGCGGCGCCACUGUUGUGCGCGGGCGUGACGGUGUACAGCCCGCUGAAACGGUUCGGGCUAAUGUCGCCGGGGCUCCGGGCUGGCAUCCUGGGGCUGGGCGGCGUGGGCCACAUGGGCGUCAAGAUCGCCAAAGCCAUGGGCCACCACGUGACCGUGAUCAGCUCCUCCGACGGCAAGCGCAUGGAGGCCAUGGACCACCUCGGCGCCGACGCGUACCUCGUCAGCACCGACGCCUACGCGAUGGCCACGGCGGCCGACACGCUGGACUACGUCAUCGACACCGUGCCGGUUCACCACCAGCUGGAGCCGUACCUCGAGCUUCUCAAGCUCGACGGCAAGCUCGUGAUCAUGGGCGUCAUCGGGCAGCCGCUGAGUUUCGUGGCGCCGAUGGUGAUCCUGGGGAGGAAGUCCAUCACCGGCAGCUUCGUGGGGAGCAUGGAGGAGACGGAGGAGACGCUGGCAUUCUGCGAGGCCAAGGGGGUGACUUCUCAGAUCGAGGUGCUGAAGAUGGGGUGCGUGAACGAGGCGCUCCAGAGGCUCGAGCGCAACGACGUCCGGUACCGCUUCGUUGUUGACGUCGCCGGCAGCAACCUCGACGACGCCUUGCCCUUGGAGGCUUGAUUUCCUGCGUGAAGCUUUCUAUUUGUUGCUUACUAUACUAUACUGUAUAUUCAUGCGUCGUGUCCAUAUUGUUUCUGUCUGCGUGGUCUCGUUGAUAUUUCUAUGUAGAGUGGAACUAUUCUGGUUAUUGAUGAAGUCUGGCAAUGCGUGAAAUUAACGUCAACCUGCAAACAUACAGAGUUUGAAAAUAAAGUUUUCUAAGUGUUUAACACGAAAAGCUCAUGAA
This is a messenger RNA of Phragmites australis (common reed), 1422 nucleotides long. RefSeq names its product cinnamyl alcohol dehydrogenase 2-like. Gene Ontology annotation, molecular function: zinc ion binding; cinnamyl-alcohol dehydrogenase activity. The record is from RefSeq and is a predicted model, not a curated record. Gene Ontology annotation, biological process: lignin biosynthetic process. The coding region runs from base 105 to 1196 and encodes 363 amino acids. NCBI's taxonomy places the organism in Eukaryota, Viridiplantae, Streptophyta, Magnoliopsida, Poales, Poaceae. The transcript has 4 exons.